AUGUCUGGGAAAAGGCUUUUGAAGAGUAUGCUGGCCCAGACCGGUUCUCUGAACAGGAUGCAGGAGCAACGCGAGAUGUGGCGACUGAGGGAGCUGGAGAAGAGCGCUCACUGGGGAGACUUCCGCGUCCGCGAGCCGCGGGCCAUGAUAGCGCGAGGCCGACUGCUCAGCGACACUCUCCCCUCCUCACCUCCUCCCACCUCACACCGUUCACACAGAAGGCAAACCUCACCGGAAGACCACGCCCACCACGAGCCGAGAGAAGUAAGGGACAGUGCGGAGGGCUACUGGACUCGGCGACUGCUCAAACAAGAAGAAAACGACCCAGGCAGGUGGGGCCAUAGUGGAUAUAGGGAGUUGUAUGCUGAAGACUUUGCGUCCAGUGAAGACAAUGAUAGCGAAGAAGAAGAAGAGGUUAGGAGACCUAAACCCAGGGGAAGUGAGAAUGGCAGUUCAUCGGUAAAAAAGAAGAGAAAGAAGGAAGUGUCAAGUGUUGGGUCGUCGAAGAGGAAGAGGAGGCGUGGUUUGAGUGAGUCCACAGAAGAUGAGGAAGAGAGAAAGAGUCGGAAAAAGAAGAGAAAGUUGAAAGUUGACAAAAGGGGUGUAAAGAGAAAAGACGGGAGAAAGAAAAGCAAACACAAACAUUCCCAAUCAUAAACAUUUCACUAUUAUUUUUUAACCUAUUUUUAUAUACUUCCUGGAUGUAAAUAUAUACAUGAAAGAAAUGCUCAGAAGUAUGUCGGAGAUGUCCAGAGGUAUAUAUAAUAACGAAAUGAUUUUGUGGCCUGCCGUGUGCAUCAGUAGAGCUUGAAGUCAUCGAAACCUUUGAUGUCACCAGAUUCACUUUCCUCUGAGAGGGUCGGGAGGUUUUCUGGUGGCGAACCCCACGGAGUGUAGCCGAAAUCGUGUCCCCUUGUUCCUCGGGAUGGGCUGAACGGUCGGUAGUGAUGCUGGGGAACUUCGAGGACUCGUCUAUCGAAUGGCGAAGCCGCUGGAGCUGGGGUUGGUCGCUGAUGACGACGGUGACCAAACUCUGGAAGAGAUUGGGCGUCGUUCCAGUCGAGUCUCCUCUGAGGAAGCUGGGGGAUCUUCUGACCACACCCAUUCUCCUAUUUCUCCGCUCCAGUGAUCGUUCCUCAGAGCCAGUGGAGUCAACCGAUGCUCCUCUCACGUGCACUCCACCACCAUCCACCUCCUCCCUCUCCUCUCCUCUCCCCACUCUUUCCCUCCCUCUCAAUCCACCGUCUCCAAACGUGCUGACCACUCCCCCGAGCCGGGGCCUAUCCACCGGGGGCAAAGCUGCUAUUUUGUCGACAGGCAAAGGAUCGUGCAUGGGGAAAAUGUUGUCUAGACGCGGUCGCUUCUGUCCCUCGUAAUGAGGCAACUCAAAUUCCUCUGAGGCGUCUUCGGUUGCAGGUUCUCUGAGGCUUGGUUUGGUGAGUGGUUCGGAGCUUCUUCUUUCCUGAAGAAACAUGAGCUGCGAUAUCAUGGGCGGGAAGGCUCCGAACCGCUCCCUCCUCUCCUCCGGCGUCGUGGCCGUGUACAACGGUUCAGGUUGCUGCUGCUGCUGCUUUUUCUCGACGCCCCCUGACGAUCUCCACUUCCAGGGCUUUUUGAAAUUCUUCCACCAGCCGCCUCCGCCUCUCGUUUCCUCUUUUGGCGACCCUUCACUGCUCCACGGUGUGUACGGAGAGUAAGACAUCAUUCGAUCCAAAGCCUAUGGCUAAAGACUAUAGCGCAAAAGGGAAAGGUGGGCCGCCGAUGAUAAUUAAUUAUGUGCCCUCUCCAGCCCCUCCCUUUUUAU
This is a messenger RNA of Geodia barretti, 1804 nucleotides long. Lineage: Eukaryota; Metazoa; Porifera; Demospongiae; Tetractinellida; Geodiidae. The record is from the annotation of a GenBank genome assembly.